Syngnathus typhle (broad-nosed pipefish) is the source of this 1666-nucleotide messenger RNA. It is a transcript of the gene dhrs12la, whose product is annotated as dehydrogenase/reductase 12-like a. The transcript is spliced from 10 exons. The record is from RefSeq and is a predicted model, not a curated record. The coding region runs from base 93 to 1055 and encodes 320 amino acids. NCBI's taxonomy places the organism in Eukaryota, Metazoa, Chordata, Actinopteri, Syngnathiformes, Syngnathidae.
GCUCGUUCUGUUCCACGUGGUGUCCGAGCGCAGCUCAAAAGAGGAGCGAAGAGGGCAGAACGUCCUGAUGCUUCCAGACCCAGAACACCACCAUGUCUCUGUACCGCAACUUGGCCUGGUUCCUCAAGGGCAUGACAGAGUUCACCAGAAAUGCCUUCGAGUCAGCUUCCAAGCGUUUUGUGGAGAAGGACCUGGAGGUUUCUUUGGCAGGACGCUCCUUCAUGAUAACUGGAGCCAACAGUGGCAUCGGGAAAGCCACGGCUAUGGCUAUUGCUAAGAGAGGUGGAACCAUCCACAUGGUGUGCAGGAACAAGGACAAAGCUGAAGAGGCGAGGGCUGAACUUGUCAAGGAGACAGGAAAUAAAGAGAUCUAUGUGCACAUUCUGGAUCUAUCUGAGACCAAGAAGGUCUGGGACUUUGCUGAGGCCUUCAAGAGAAAGUACAAAGCUCUCAAUGUUCUGAUUAAUAAUGCAGGCUGCAUCAUGAGUCAGCGGGAAGUGAACACGGAAGGACUCGAGAAGGCCUUUGCCACCAAUGUCCUCGGGAUUUACAUUCUCAUCAAGAGUCUCAUUCCUUUGCUGGAGAAGAGUGCGGAUCCCAAAGUGAUUACUGUGUCAUCAGGUGGGAUGUUGGUACAGAAACUCAGAAUAGGAAACCUGCAGUCCGAGAGAGGCCGCUAUGAUGGCGCCAUGGUCUACGCCCAACACAAGAGGCAGCAAGUGGUGAUGACGGAACAGCUUGCAAAAAUCCAUCCAAGCAUCCACUUCUCUGUCAUGCAUCCCGGCUGGGUCGACACUCCUGCGGUGGCAAACGCCAUGCCUGACUUCCAUCGCUCCAUGAAGGACAGCCUGCGGACCCCGGAGCAGGGUGCGGACACUGUGGUGUGGCUGGCUGUGUCUGAGGCUGCCGCUGGCAAACCCAGCGGUCGCUUCUAUCAGGACCGUAGGAUGGUGGCCACCCACCUGCCACUGGCUUGGACCCACAGUUCCCCACUGGAGGAGCAGAAACUCAUAUCUGCACUGGAUGACUUGGCCAAGAUGUUCCAACCACAUUAAGGUUGAAGGAGACCACCAGAUCACACGCACUAAUAACACUAGUAAUACUCAUCAAGUCGCCAACCUGUGGCCCAUCUUUCCCAUACCUGCAUAAUAUAAUUUUAAGAUGUCUUUUAAGACAGCCUUAAGAAAACACAAUUAAGCAUGGAUUGUAUUUGGAUGAUUAAAGAACUUUGGUUUUACUUUUGUGUCAUAGACUCUAACUAAAGAUUGUUUUAUGAUGUCUUCUGUGACAUUUCACCAAGUCUCCCAAACCCACUGUGACUUUUGAAAGUUGUCAAUCAGAUGGGAAUCUGAUGAGACCAAAGUCUCAGCCACUAUUUAUUGACACAGACCCAGCUAUGUGUUCAACCUCAUUCUUGUGUCUAGUUUAUAUGUGUAACUAACAGACAUGUUUCUUUUUGUUUGUCGUCUUGCUGUGUGUCAGGUUGAAUUCAAACUGGAGUCAAGUGAUAUCUCUGGCCAUUAAAUGCAGCACAGAUGCAUUUUGUAAUUGUGGCCAAUAUUCGUAUUCAUGAUUAUUAUCUAGCCAGCACCCUGGACAACGAGCUUCUUAACUAACAUAACUUAAAUUUGGAAAUGUAUUCUCAAAUAAAAUGACAAAAAUGGAA